Mitosporidium daphniae is the source of this 180-nucleotide messenger RNA. Its product is annotated as 30S ribosomal protein S28e. Lineage: Eukaryota; Fungi; Microsporidia. Gene Ontology annotation, cellular component: cytosolic small ribosomal subunit; ribosome. The coding region runs from base 1 to 180 and encodes 59 amino acids. The transcript has 2 exons. Gene Ontology annotation, biological process: translation; maturation of SSU-rRNA; ribosomal small subunit assembly. Gene Ontology annotation, molecular function: structural constituent of ribosome. The record is from RefSeq and is a predicted model, not a curated record.
AUGGUAGUUACCAAAGUCCUUGGAAGAACCGGAUCUAGAGGCGGUGUAACGCAAGUCAGAGCCGAUGUGCUUUAUGGUGAAAAUAACCGUUCUAUUAUCAGAAACGUAAAGGGACCUACCAGAGAGGAAGAUAUUCUUGUGCUUCUUGAGUCUGAACGCGAAGCUCGUCGUCUCAGAUAG